Messenger RNA from Poeciliopsis prolifica (blackstripe livebearer), 8002 nucleotides. It is a transcript of the gene iqsec1b, whose product is annotated as IQ motif and Sec7 domain ArfGEF 1b. Bases 492 to 4232 code for a protein of 1246 amino acids. Lineage: Eukaryota; Metazoa; Chordata; Actinopteri; Cyprinodontiformes; Poeciliidae. The record is from RefSeq and is a predicted model, not a curated record. Gene Ontology annotation, molecular function: protein binding; guanyl-nucleotide exchange factor activity. Gene Ontology annotation, biological process: actin cytoskeleton organization; regulation of ARF protein signal transduction. The transcript is spliced from 16 exons.
GAAGCUGAAUGCUGUCGUAUGGUGAAUAGAAGCGCUUGUAGCCGCUGUCUGCGGGCGCGCAGCUGAAUCGGGUCGUUCAGACGGAAACUUUGUCCACCUGUUGAAACAGGUGCACGUGCCGUGGACUGCAGCCGGCCCGGCGUGCGCGCGUGCUUCCCGCUGAGCAGCGAGGGGAGAGCCUCUGAACGUGUCGGCGCAGCGCUAAGCCGGCGGAGCCGCAAGGGUUAAACGGCUCCUCUGGUGCGCGGGGCGGCGGGGUUGGAGGAUGGUUGCAGCACCUCGCUCGCCAUACACCUGCGCACCGAAACCGGGCCAAGUUCCCCCAGAACCGCUGCUGCCCGCCGCCGCAGCGCGGCAGACAAUGUCGGAGCGGAGCGGGAUGAGCGGACCGGACCUCGCUCCGACUCACUCCCGCUGAGCCCGAGAGGAAGCUGGAGAGGCGGGGAGGGGAGGGCGUGUGUGUGUUUUCUGCUCGCGUGGAAGCCGCCUUCAUGGACGGACAGCGGAUCUCCGCCGAGAUGGAGCAUCCGACGGAGAACCCGAGCAAGGCGGCGGAGUACCUACAGGAGCUGAAUAACAUCAUCGGGACCCAGCAGGGUCUGCUGGAGAAGCAGAGGAUCCGGAUCGAGGAGCUGGAGCUCCAGGUGACCGAUCUGUGCAAGGAAAACGCCUGUCUCAAGGAUCAGCACCGGAGGCACCUGGCCACCUGCGGGCUCGCUCAGGAGAACCACUGCACGCUGGAGGGCAUCGAGGAGAACGUCGCGCAGGAAAAACGACAUGCCUCAUUGCCUGCGCGGGUCUUUGAGAUCCACCAGAACGUCUUUGACCCCCUAUGUAGAACAAGUUACCCCUGCCUGAAAUGGAAGUCUGCAUCCUUUGGGCCGGACUCGGAGGAGCCCUCCGCCACGUCUCACAGACGCCACCGCCACUCUGUGGAAGGCGACGCCCCUGGCAGCGACGUGAGUGUAUCUGUGGAUCCCUGCGUCAUCUAUGGUUGCAAGCCGGUGACCCACGGCGACAGACCUGGCCUGGAAUACCUGGACAGCCAGCUCUACGGACACAUCUUCCUGCCGAGCCACGCGCGACCCCGCCGCCCCAAGCUCCAGCACUCCCAGUCCAUCCUCCGCAAGCAUGCAGAGGAAGAGGCCAUCAAGCGCUCUCGCUCAAUGUCAGAGAGCUAUGAGCUCUCGUCGGACCUCCAGGACAAACAGGUGGAGAUGCUAGAACGCAAAUAUGGCGGGCGUUUCAUAACCCGGCAUGCCGCACGUACCAUCCAAACAGCCUUCCGCCAGUACCAAAUGAAUAAGAACUUUGAGCGUCUCCGAAGUUCUAUGUCUGAAAACCGUAUGUCCAGACGAAUUGUUCUGUCCAACAUGAGAAUGCAGCUUUCCUUUGAAGGACCUGAAAAAGUCCACAGCUCCUACUUCGAGGGAAAGCACGUCUCUUUAUCCGAUGAAGGCGCCAAAAUCGGUGCACUGGUGCAGUCGGAACACGGCCGGGAGAGAGGUGUACAAAUGAAGAUGCCGAGCACACAGAGUGACCUCACAUAUGCCGUCACAGAACUGGAAGAUGCCUUCUCCAGGCAGGUCAAAUCUCUGGCCGAGUCCAUCGAUGACGCGCUGAACUGUCGCAGCCUGCAUGGAGAAGACAGCACUUUAGAGCAAGGAAGAGGCCACCUGGAUAAGGACAGAGAGCUCAGCCGCCAGUUGGAAUCCUCCCACAGCGCUUUAGAGCACCGCAAGCUAGAUGAGAUGACUGCAUCUUAUAGUGAUGUGACCCUUUACAUUGAUGAAGAAGAACUAUCGCCCCCCUUGCCUCUCUCUCAGUCUGUAGGCCGGCCCUCCAGCACAGAGUCAGACCUGCGCCAGCGUUCCCUGAACUCCUCCCAAGACUACUGGUCUCUUGCUCACAAAGAUGACAAGGGGGACACGGACACCAGCUGUCGCAGCACGCCUUCCUUAGAAUGCCAGGAGCAGCGUCUGCGAGUGGACCACCUACCCCUACUGACCAUCGAGCCCCCCAGCGACAGCUCUGUGGAACUGAGCGACCGGUCUGACCGCAGCUCAUUAAAGAGACAGAGCGCUUAUGACAGGAGCCCCAGCAACCAACAGAGCAGCCCAAAAAGCACCGAUCACGGCCUGCCACCUCGGGGACCUUCCCGGGAAGAAGAUCCAUCCCGUCACUGUGCCCGGCAGCUGGAAGCCCACCUGGCUAUCAACGGUACACCCAACCGCCAGAGCAAAUCAGAGUCUGAUUUCUCCGACGGGGACAACGACAGCAUCAACAGCACAUCAAACUCCAACGACACCAUUAACUGCAGCUCCGAGUCCUCAUCCAGAGACAGCCUGAGGGAGCAGACGCUCAGCAAACAGACGUACCACAAGGAGACUCGGAAUAGCUGGGACUCACCGGCGUUCAGUAACGACAUCAUUCGCAAGAGACACUACCGCAUUGGCCUAAAUCUCUUCAACAAGAAGCCAGAAAAGGGGAUCCAGUAUCUGAUUGAACGAAGCUACGUCCCGGACACCCCGGUGGGUGUUGCCCACUUCCUCCUGCAGAGGAAAGGCUUGAGUCGGCAGAUGAUUGGCGAAUUCCUUGGCAACCGACAGAAACAAUUCAACCGAGAUGUUCUUGAUUGUGUGGUGGACGAAAUGGACUUCUCGGGCCUGGAGCUGGACGAAGGGCUCCGGAAAUUCCAGGCACACAUCAGAGUUCAGGGAGAGGCACAGAAGGUCGAGCGGCUGAUCGAGGCAUACAGCCAGCGCUAUUGCAUUUGCAACCCCGGUGUGGUGAGACAGUUCAGGAACCCGGACACCAUCUUCAUCCUCGCUUUCGCCAUCAUCCUCCUCAACACCGACAUGUACAGCCCCAAUGUGAAGCCUGAGAGGAAGAUGAAACUGGAAGACUUUGUUAAAAACCUUCGAGGUGUUGACGACGGGGAGGACAUACCCCGAGAGAUGCUGGUGGGGAUAUAUGAGCGGAUUCGAAAGCGAGAGCUCAGGACUAAUGAAGAUCACGUGUCCCAGGUUCAGAAAGUGGAAAAACUGAUUGUUGGGAAAAAACCGAUCGGGUCUUUACACCAAGGUCUUGGCUGUGUGCUGUCGCUACCCCACCGAAGGCUGGUGUGUUACUGCAGGUUGUUUGAAGUACCUGAUCCCAACAAGCUCCAGAAGCUUGGUCUGCACCAGAGGGAGAUCUUCCUCUUUAAUGACUUGCUCGUGGUUACCAAAAUAUUUCAAAAGAAAAAGAACUCGGUGACAUACAGUUUUCGUCAGUCCUUCUCGCUCUACAGCAUGCAAGUUCUGCUGUUUGAGAAUCAGUAUUAUCCCAAUGGCUUGCGCCUGACCUCGGCCAUUCCCGGCGCUGACAUCAAGGUCCUCAUCAAUUUCAAUGCUCCAAAUCCUCAGGACCGCAAGAAGUUUACCGACGAUUUGCGAGAAUCUAUUGCUGAAGUCCAAGAGAUGGAGAAGUAUCGGAUAGAAUCUGAGCUGGAGAAGCAGAAGGGUUUGGUGAGGCCCAGCAUGUCCCAGUGCUCUGGGUUAAAGAAGGAAACUGGGAACGGAAACGUGAGCCGCGCCAGCCUGGACGACAGUUAUGCCAUCGGCGAGGGCCUAAAGAGGAGCGCGCUCAGCAGCUCCCUGCGGGAUCUCUCAGAUGCAGGAAAGCGCGGGAGACGCAGCAGUGCAGGAUCACUAGACAGCAAUCUGGAAGGCUCCAUCAUUAGCAGUCCUCACAUGCGGCGAAGAACCCCUUCGGGUCGAGACUGUGCGUCCCGUCACAGCGGAUACUCCCUGCCCAGCUCCUCCUCUCUGCUGGGGUCUCUGUUUGGCACCAGGCGGGUGAAGUCGCCCUGCCCCCAGAGCCCCCACCCCAGCCUCGUCUCCAACGCCCCGCACCCAGCUAACCUGCACCACUCGGCCCGAGCGGAGUCGGACUCAUCUGUUCCCGUCCAUCCUCACCCCGUCCCGUUUUGCCACGUGACCCAGAAUCCCCCGCCUUACCACCACCACCAUCACUACCACCCACCGCCCCAUGUGCAGCACGCGCCCCACCAGUGCCAUGCGCCCCCGUCUCACGGCCAGCAGCCGCCCUUCCCGCCAUACCCGCAGCACAGCCACAGCAGCCACUCUGGCCAUGGCGGCCACCUCCAUGGGCCGACGCCGACGCCAACGUCUCAGGUUCCCAGCAGCAGCACCAAGCCCAAACACAGCGGCAUCAGCACAGUGGUGUGAGUGGAUCACGGCGAACCGUAGCUUGUGAAGACUUUUGCCGGAUGACAUCGUCACACUGUGCGUCUCUGGUUUGCAGAUGAAUCCAGAUUUGAGCAUGGACUUUGUUUGCCGUUCUGUUUCUGCAAACUCUCCUUCCUUCAUACCCUGCAUUUCAUUUCAGGUUCUGUCUGCUUGCUUUAGGAGUGACAGACUCGUGCAAAGACCACGAGCACGACAGAAGAACAAAAUAUCGUACCAAGUAUAUGUGGUCUAGUUUCUAGAGCAAAUGUCUUGGUACUAGACGUGUACCAAUUGCAUUUUUCUGGCCAAUCACUGAUUACCGAUAUUUUAUUCCGAUUUUGACCGAUACCAAUUUUGGGGUCUGAAAUGACCCCAAAAUUGGUCAUUUUUUUGGUCAUUUAAGUUGCCAACUCAGUGGGGCAACUAUUGUCAAUUGUAAACGUGCAGACAUGACUUGGUGGGCUGGUCUGUCAGUCAAACCUUCUCACCGGAGAGCAAAAGGGGAAAGUGGUUCAUUCUUAAACCUUUGCCAAACCAGAUAAGAUCGGCUUCAAAUCAGUCGAUCACCGAACUCCCAAAAUGAAGAAAAUCGGCACAGAUGAAUCCCUACUUAGUACAUUGGAAAUAAAACGAAACUAACUGAUAUGUAACUUUUCAGCAAGAUAAAGCAGCUUUGCUCUAAGUCAGUGCUCCGGUCCUCAGGUCCUGCAUUGUUUAGGUGUUUCCCAAAAUAUUCAAUUCCACAUCUGGAUUGAAUAUUUUGGUGGCCAACAGGCUUCUGCAGUACUUGAUGGUUAUGCCAUCAUUUGAAUCAGUUGUUCUGGACUAGAGGCACAACAAACCAUGCAGAGCAGGGGCCCCAGAGGACUGGAAAUGAUAAGCACUGUUCUAAGUCAAUAAUAGGUAAUAUUGAUGGAAAAGUUCUAGUUCCAUUGGCAGAUUAUUUCACUUAUAACAUGGGGAAAAUAUCUUGUUAGAAGUGACAUAAUCUGCCAGUAGAAUUAAUGCUUUUCCAUCAAUAUCAAGGAAUUACAGACUUAAAGUUCGCUACUUGAUCUUACUGAAAAGUUACUUGCAAUUUAGUUUUGCCUUAUUUCAAGUCAUUUGCACAAGAAACUAGAUCGAAAUGACUUGGUAGGAUUUUGUGUUUGUGCAGUGCAGCACUGUGCGUCUCAAAUUCAUCAAAAGCAACGUGAUUUAACCUCCAUGUAUUUAACAGAAAACGCCAGACGGCGUCGCAGAACCAGUGGCUAUUUAAUGUAGCAGUAGCUCACAGUGCACUGUGAUAUAUCUCUGGUAGCGGUUCUAAAUGUGCCAAUUACCGACAGGAUUUAUCGAGGUAGUAACUGAAACUUACUCAAUGUCUGUUGUGCAUUAUAUUUUGUAGAAAUAAUAAUAAUAUUAUUGGCUGUUACUAUUCUAAUUAAUGCCAAGUAAAUGGCUUCAGUUAAACUCUCAGUAGAGCUGCACACGAGGGGUCCGCAGUUAGGAACCAGUGUGGCGCUGGUUAUCAGGUCACUGGCUGUAAUCUGCUCUGCUUUUCUUUUUUUUUUAAGUCAAACGAGUUUAAAAAAAAAAAAAAAAGAAGUAAAAAAUCUGAGUUCUGUGUUGCUCCGCUACCUCGAAGGGUUCUACAUGUUUGGAAGACGCCACGCCGAGUCACUGUCACGGCAGCCAGGACGCUUUCCUCACUUCAGAAAGCAGUUGUAUAUCAGCGACCCAGCAGACAUAUUAAGGGACAGCUGGAUGCCUCUGUAGCAUCUCCACUGGCGAGAGUGACAAAUAUCAGCACAUAAAGUCUGUUUUUUUCUUUUCUUUUUUUUAUGUAAGAGUUUUUGUUGUUGUUUUACUUGUUUUGUCUGAUUUUAUUUGUUCGGUGUCUCCUGACGGUUCUGUUUGUCCUGCGGUGUCCUCUAUCAUGUCCUCCGGUGUUGUAGUGCAGCUGGCGUCCACGUGGAUUUGGACGUGGUGAACCCCUUCCACACUGAGUCGGGCAACAGAAACGCCCAAAACGGUCUCGGGUAAUCGAAGAGUCCUAGGACAGGACUACAGAAGAGGUGCGUUUUAUGUGGAUUUUAUAAAAGGCAUUCAAGAGGUAGAGCAUCACCAAAGUGGAGAAUGAAAGUCGCCACAAGCUGAAAUCUUUUUGCCUGUUUUUGGAAGGAGAGAGUCUGAACAUUAGUUUUCAAGUUGUCUACUUCCCUGCAAAAAAACUCAAUUUUCUUUGUCUAUUAUGCAAAUAUAUCUUUGCACACCUGAAAUAAGACGAAACUAACGAGUGACUUCAUUUCCUUAAUGUUGAUGAACACAUUCUCGUUCCAUUGGCAGAUUAUUUCACUUAUGACAAGAAAAUUUCCAAAUAAUCUGCCAACAAAACUAAAACUUUUUUUUAAUCGACAUUAAGAAAUUAAUGACUUAAAACAAACUCCUACAUCAAACUGAGGAAUUUCUUCUAAUUUAGCUUUGGCUUAUUUAAAGUGAUCCAAGAUGUUUGUUCUAGAAACUACACCAAAGUUAUGUGGUAAGUUUUGGUGUUUUUGAAGUGUGGGUGAAGGCACGCCUCCAUUCAUGCUCUAGGUGAAUGUAAAUCACGCCACUGAUUUAGUUUUCAGAAGGAAAUCUCUUAUAUUUUAUCUUCGGGUUACAUUGCGACGACUCGAUUUCUUUUUUCUUUUUUUUUUCAUUCUACUAACUAAUUUGCUCUAAACCUUACAGUGAACACAUUUUAGACCAAUCAUCUAAUUUAAAAGCACAUAUCUGAAAAUUCACUCUCCAGCAUGUCUGUGGUCUUUGUUCCAUUUUAAAAAAAAUUAAAAAUAAACAGAGCUUCAAGUUUUCCUCACUGGUCCAAUAAUUCACAUUCAGUGGUUUAUAAGAAAUACUACAUAGAUAAAAAGUACAAAUAAAGAGAUUGAUAGAAAGUUUAUGCGUCUGUGGCAAAGCUGGAGAAAACACUGAAACACAAACCAUCUGUAAUACGCCGUCAUUGUUCUGAGUACAAAAAUAACAAAACGGAUCCAUGAACCAUGACGCUGACCCCCCGCUGAGCGGCCUGGCUCAGCUAAUGAAGGAGUCUCAAACAAUCUCAGCAGCCCGUCCAAAUUCAGUGUGAGAUGCCUUGCUGCAUGCCGUUGAUGCCUACGUUUUCUUUGAUCUGUCCAUUUUUUAAAAAUGUUUAAUUUCUUUUUUUUUUUUUUUUUUUUUUUACUGUUUUCUAUCAUCAACAUGUGUGACUAAAACAAUCUGGUUCAUCAACGUUGCUUGUUUACAUGCAGAUUUCUGCCGUGUCAUCCGCUCCUGUCCGCUCUUUGCACAUUGCGACACGUUGAGUGUGAAAACCUGCUGUGAUUUAAACGUGGAGCAGUUUGGAAAUGGAUGAUGUUUUUAUUUUUUUGUUGUUAUUUUUUUUUGUUUUGUGGUAGCAAAGAAUGAUAAAUGCUUGUACAUACUCUGUAAAUUAUACUUUUAACUAGGUAUGAUCAUUAUCAAUGUCUACAGGUGAAUUGAAAGUACUUCCCUGCUCCCCCUGUCUUCACACAUAGUCCCAGAGCUGCUGCUGUUUGCCUCUGAUAGGACUGAAUUAUCAGGAGAUCACAGGAAGGUCACACGGUCUUCGUGCUCCUGACCUUUACUUCCACCCUCCGUCUCUCGCGGUGGAGCGUGGGAGUCGAAGGGAAGGCCCUCUGUUUGGAAGUCGACAAAUUCCCUGUUAAUGUCAAACGAGUCCUGUGACGAUUAUUGAGAACACAAUAAAAUGAUGCACUAUAAGA